AUGUGCGGGAGAGGGCGGUGCACGCUGAGGCCGGAGGAGGUUGCCAGGGCCUGCUGCGUUGGGGAACUUGACGCCGGUGAUGUCUCCACCGUGGACCUCGACAAGUACCGGCCCUCUUAUAAUGUCUCGCCGGGGGCGUACCUUCCUGUCGUGGCGAAACGGCGGGAAAAAAAGACAGAAGGAGAAGAGGGGGGAGGGGAAAGUUCCCCCGUCCUGGUCUGUAUGAAGUGGGGCCUUGUCCCUAGCUUCACUAAGAAGACUGAUAAACCCGAUCACUACAGGAUGGUACGGUGCGGCCGUCAUUUCCUCUGCCUCUUUUUCAGUCUUCACUCUCUUCUGGUUCCUCUCUUGGUUCCUUUUUUUUUUUUUUGUCAUGAGGAGCCUUUAUUCAAUGUUUUAUUUGAUCAAUUUAAUUCCAUCGAAAUGUUUCUGCUCUUCACUCGAAGAUGGAACGUCUGAAACAUGGAACGGAAAUUGUUGAGGAUACCAAUGGACAUGUUGAUGGAUCAUCGUCCGAUACUGUUCCUUACUUUUGGAAGCAGAAACAUCAAAAAAUUACUGUUCUUAGAGUGAGAAGAACUUGGUUCAACUGGGUGCUAUAGAGAACCUAAACUGGCCGGGGAUAAAUGAAUUUGACCCUUUUUCAGGUAGUCAACACCCUCUUCUGAUUUUCCUUUUAUGUAUCGGUCCCUAUUAGAAAUCUGGAGUCAGUAAGCUCCAAUACUCAUCAGUCUCAUCUUUUAUCCAUAACAAUUUAGAAGCAUCCUGAAGAGGAGGGGCCUACAUCAACUUAAGCUCUUGCAGUCUACCUUAUGAAGUGGUGUUUGAGCUCUAAGAACGAUGAAGCUGGCGCUUUAUAGAAUGCUUUUGAAAAGAACACACGGUUGACCAAGUUGUCAAGAGUUGAGUGCAAGUCACCUUGAGGAUUCAGAGGUCAAGAAUAUUGGCCCGUUGAUUGAAAAGAGGUGCAUUGCAUGAAACGGCUGUUGAUUUUUUCAGGGUUAUUAAGCCUUAGGAAAGUCUCAGAUAAAAGAAAGAUCCCUUGGAACAUAAAUGGUUGAUUAAUUUGUAAUUAUGUAUUGAGAUAAGCCUACAGGUGAUUUCAAUAAAAAAAUCUGUUGUCAGUUAACUGUGCUUCGGUGCAUCUUGUCGCCCUGUAAUUUGCCAUUUAGAAUACUAAUCUUUGGCUGAAAAAAUCCACAUAACAUUCUCUAACUUCACCAAUGAAUAGAUCUUAUGAUCAGUAGAAUUAGUUACUGCUUUUUUUCUGAAAAUUCAGAAUUGUCAACCCACAAAUAUACGAUUCUUAACAUCUAUGAUAGUGUUAAUUUUAGCUUUGUACUUUAAACUUUGAAGUAAUUCUAAUUCUGUAUGUUAGUAAAUCUCUCAUCACUAUUUGUAUUUUUUGUUCGUAACAUUCAUACACACAAAAUUUCGUAUUCUUCCUUCAGACCGAUUGAAUGCAGACACUUUUUGAAAAUAAUUAAUUUAAAAUGUCACGAAUUCUAUGGACCACAAAUCUUCUCACCUGUUUUAUAAUUUUGAUAGAUCUACAUAACGGUCUCCAUUGGAAAAUCUGUAUGCAGAAGCGCCAAAGCUGUAUAAUUGUAGACACACACAUAUAUCUUAAAUAAGGCUCAGCAAUAGAGAGGAGAGUUUAGAAAAAGGAAUUGAUAAGCCUGAAUGCACUUUAAUUUUAAGAUUUUUGCAUGUCAACCUUAUCAUUGAUUAUUGAUAAAAAAAUGUUAUUUAUUUUCGUUAUAAGCAUAAUUUUAUCGUUGCUAUCUGGGGCAGCGAAGAUUUUAUUGGUUGAUGGUACACUCUUUGCUUAACUAAUGUCAUAUACAAUUUUUUUUUUAUUCAUUGUAGUUUAAUGCGCGGUCAGAAUCAAUUAGAGAGAAGGCAUCAUUUCGUCGACUCAUACCAAAGAAUCGUUGCCUAGUGGCAAUGGAAGGGUAUGUUUAAAGCUGAAGAAUAACAUCUUGCGGAUAUAUCUGUUUCUUUUCUGAUGUUUCUACUUGUAGCUGAAGAAAUUUCCAUGGCAUUUUUGCGCAAAAUUUUCAGAGUAUCUUCUGAAUUUCUAAAGCUUUGUGUAAUCGCCCGGUGCGGAGAUACUCCGGUGCCUUUGUCUAUUAAUCAGCUCUAUAUGAGAACAUCAAUUGAACCAAUGACUAUACAUCAAUUGAAGUAUGGACUAUAUUGGAACCGGAAAAUUUUCUUGAAAGAAGGCAGGAACUUGGUUUCACGCUAGAGGCUAGUACUCACCCUCUGUCGAAGACAAGUACUUUAUCAUUCAUUCAAGACUCUCCUUUACAAGUAGUCUGUAGCUGCUACAUUGCAAUGCCAUUCUUGUAGUCAAGAGGGUGAACACUUUUCCGUUCCUAAAAUAGAAAUCAGAGGAAGGCCGCUUUCAGAGGGGGAGCUUUUCCCUUGAGCAGUGGCAUAAACCUUAUUUUUCCCCAAAAUUUUGGCUUUUAUUGUUUUCCCCUGAUUAGUUGGGUUUGCCAGAUUUGGAUUGCUACCAUUGCUUCUCAUCCUAGCUGAGGUUUGGAGGCCUCCUUGGAUAGAAACAGGAGAGCGUCACAUCCGCAGAAGCAUAUAAGAUUACUGGACAGGUAGGCCCGAUUUAGUCCCCUGUUUACUAUUUUAGUAAACUUAUCCCCUUUUUAGUAGGAAAUCUUAGGAAUGACGUUAUUCUGCCUGUGGAAUAUCUUACCAAUUCACAGGCAGUAAUCUGCUUAUCUGUACCGUAUAUAAUACAUGAAUUUUACCAUUGCUGCCAUUGCUUUUUAUGUUCCCUCUGAUUGGAGCAUAAUUCCAUGUUUGGCCUAUCUUGAAGUGUACGAGUCAAGCAUCUGAUCAGACAUAAGUUGAUCAAGAUCUUGGUUAUAUGUCGUGUCCCCAUUUGGUGAUUUGUUGUCUGCUCCAGUUUUUUGCUGGAUUGCGUAAGGAACCUUUUGUGCAUAUACAUAACUUGUUUCAUGUGCAAUCUGUUUGUAAUCCAUUUGUUUAUUUUAUUGUAGUUUCUAUGAGUGGAAGAAGGAUGGAUCUAAAAAGCAGCCAUACUACAUAUAUUUCAAGGAUGGAAGACCUCUUGUAUUUGCUGCUCUUUAUGAUUCUUGGCAUAAUUCUGAAGGUAAAGUGGUUUGUAGCUUUUCUUACACAAAUCUAAUUUCAUGGACCAGUUUGACAUUUUCCAACCAAAUUUUUUGUGCCAAUUUCUUCCAUCCUAGAGUAAUUCCAUCGUUUCCUUUGUGCCCGUUGACUGCUAUAGUGUAGAGGAUAAAGUAGUUUUCAGUCCUAAGUUACUGUAAAAAGGGGACUGACAUACUAUUUUCAGUCCUAAUUUACUGUAAAGGAAAGUUCUCCUAUCAUGCUGUUGUGGAUGCCCACUGUAGUUACAGAAGAGAAAAUAGUAAUUUCAGCAUAAGAAAUCAUGAAAAUAUAGUUAUUUUGCACAACAUUUCGUUUUAAUGUUAUAUUGGAAAUCUGAAAUAAGCCUUGUUAGAUUCAGUGUAAAGUGGGAAGUUUAGUAACUCCUAGUUCCAUCCUAACCAUCAUAGAAAAAAGCGGCAGGGUUUCAUAAACCUUUACCAGUGAAUGUAGCCCAACAUACUGUGAUCAUCGUUUGAUACAUUCGAGUGUGAAUCUUACUCUUAUGCUUGAAAUCAUCACCAUUUUCUGCUACAUCCUAUUCACUGAAACAAAAUUACAUCUUGAUCUCUUUGUCUGGCCAGGGUCUGUGCUCAGGUUUUAGGCCAGGCAGUUUAGCAUCCUACUUUUCGUCGGUUUCCUUGCUAUGUUCUUGGAUAGAAGACUAAACCUUUCUUUGCUGAAGGUCGACCUUUUUAGAGUAUAAAACCGAUUUGUUCUGAUCGUAUCAAGGCGACGAUUGAUUUAGUUUUUUGUGGAAAGCCAAUUGCAGACUCUAUACAGGAACACGACAUGAAACUUGAUAAAAGCUGGUGUCCUAGAAAAAUACGAGUCACUGUUGAAGGGAGGGAGGCCAACAAGCUUUGGGAUAUAGCCGUUGCCCUAAAUGUUUCCUUCAUGGCAAUGGAUGAGAAUACCAUGCACAUGAAUGAUUAACCUUCCAUGAAUGAUUAAUCAUAGAGAGCUGCUUCAUACUUUAAAAAAAUGAGAAUACCAUGCCCUAGAACAUCAUGCAGUAAUGGUUUGAAAAUGCGAUGAAGGUGAUAAAAAGCGUUGACUUCAUUCUUCUCUCGAUUUCUUCACAACUAGGUUUUGCAACAGUCUUAUUAUCCCCAAGGGAAGUGCCAUCAAAUAAUAUCAAUAGCUAACAGGUUGACAUGUCUCUCGCAGGGGAGGUUGUUUACACAUUCACCAUUUUGACAACUUGUUCCUCGUCAGCUCUGCAGUGGCUCCAUGGUUGGUCAUGUUACCUUCUAUCCUUUUCCGGAGAUAACAACAUUUUGAGUUGGUUCGGUUCACUUUUAUCAGUCACUUUAUUAUUCCAUGAAAGGAAGUUCACAUGAUUUCUAGAAAAUUAAGGCUUCAACUAAUUGUGGUUGCCACUUAUGACUCUUAAAAUUCCUAUCUCUAGGGAUUAUUCCCCUAAUUGGUCAGGGUUGCCCCUGUGGGUUAAUAUAACAGACCACAGGCUUUUAUUAUUAUUAUCAUAGCAUUAACUCGUCUCUGUUCUUUAAUUAGUAGAUAUUUAAAACAAACCCUCAUAGAGCAUAAUUUUUAGGUCUUUUUUUUUCUUCAGUUGUUUGACUGUAGUAGGCAUUGAAUUGCAGACAGAAUGCCUGUGAUUUUGGGAGACAAGACCUCGAUAGAUAUAUGGCUAAAUGGUUCCGCCUCAGAAGUCGACUCUGUUGCUGGCCGCCCAUAUGAAGGUCCUGAUCUGGUAAUAACCCUUCAGAUGCCCGCUAAGCUUCUCUUCUGCUAUAUGAACGUUCUUCGUUAGCAUUCAUGUUAUUCACCGCCCCCCUCUCUGUCUAUUCCUACGCCUUGUUGCGUCAUCUCCCAGGUGUGGCAUCCAGUGACAGCUGCGAUGGGUAAACCAUCAUUUGAUGGACCAGAGUGUGUUAAGGAGGUAUUUUAAUUGACUUUAUUAGUUAAUCUUUUAAUGUUUUGGAAUGUCUACAACAUGGAUUUUGUCUCUAAACUUCUUAGAAGAUGUUAGCUUUUCCUAAAAAUAACAUAGAACCCACACCAAUCACACUACGUGAGCAUUCGAUAAGUUCAUGUCUUCACAAUUUCAGAAUUUAUGCCCAACUUUCCUUGGAUUAAAGAGAGGAAGAAAAUAUGGGGACCAUUUUUCACAAACUCAACGUUCACAUCUAAAUUAUCGUAUAUUUUCAUCAACAUGUGUUGUUUCUCUCCUCCUAACUGCUCUGCCAUUGAUACCUUCACUAAUUCUUCUGCCUAGGAGGCUGCACAUAAUAAUAGAUGACUGGAAGGGGUCCUGUCUUUACGUGUCAACAGGCGGUGCACAACUUUCUCACAGAAAACCUUCUUCUUUUUUCUUUCUACCUUUCAAUUCUCUUCCCUAUCCUGGUUUCUAAGAAUGGAAAGUAUUCCCCACCCCAUCUUUUGAACUCUCAUCCUCCUCCACUCUUUCUUUUGAUCCUCAAGCAAUGUCUUUAACCUCUGUACUUAAACUUCAGAACCAAAUGCAUCAGAUGAUCGAGCCCAUGCAUCAGACCAAUCAAUGCCACUUUUUUUUUCUUCUAGGCUUUUACCGGAUAUGUCUAGAAAUAUUGAUGUGAUUUCAUUGAAAUAACUUGCAGAUACAGUCCAAACCUGCUGAAAAGGGCUCGCUCUCAAAGUUCUUGAAGAAACAUGUGUCAGCUGUGCAUGAGAUAAUAUCUCCACAAUCUGCCACUGCGGCCCGGCCUGAAAGUGUGCAGGAAAGACAUGGCCUCGAGGAUGUUAAGGAAGAAGAGGAUGCGAUUGUAAAAAGGGAAUUUCCAGCAGGUCUACAAGAAAAUGAGAAGGCGGAGAGUAGGACUCACAUUGCCCGUCCCCCGAAGGAAGCACUCGAGGAAUAUAGCAAAAAGAGGGGGUAUGGACAACCUCUGUCUGAUUCAGUGUCUCCUGCUGUGGGCGCUGAUGACUCAAAGAAAAAAGGAAAGAUCGUUAAGUCUGCAGGUGGCGAGCAAGCCACGUUGUUCUCCUACUUUGGAAGAAGCUAG
Messenger RNA from Spirodela intermedia, 6161 nucleotides. Lineage: Eukaryota; Viridiplantae; Streptophyta; Magnoliopsida; Alismatales; Araceae. The record is from the annotation of a GenBank genome assembly.